Orbicella faveolata is the source of this 1778-nucleotide messenger RNA. RefSeq lists its product as uncharacterized. The record is from RefSeq and is a predicted model, not a curated record. Lineage: Eukaryota; Metazoa; Cnidaria; Anthozoa; Scleractinia; Merulinidae.
CAAAUUAUUUUGAAUUCACUUAUUUUUAGGUGUACGAAUAAGACCCAGGCUUCGACCAAAGCCGCGACCAGGUAUAACAGUGUUGGUUUUUUUGGGUUUAUUUUACCUUAUUACCGGACUCUUGUGUUGACUACUGUAGUGAAAGUGCAUACUCUGUUUCUUUAGGAGCAAAAUACAGAUUCUUUGGACGCUAUCGUGCUCCACCCAAAAAGAUACUUGGCAGCCCAACAGUGACGUUCAGAAGUCUGAAGUUUGCAAGAAAGAACUGCCAGCGAGUAGCGCGCAUGCGCCGUGCCUGGGCCUUCGCUUUGCGAUUUGGUCGCCAGUGUUACAUCGCUCAAAAAAGUCCGCGCAAGUUUACAAAGUUCGGUUUUCCUCGAACGAAAAUGCCUGGAGCACUGAAGGUUUAUAUCGCUAAAGGAGGUCGUUCCAUACCAAUAAUAAGACCCAGGCCUCGACCCAGACCAAGGCCUUUCCCCCGUCCGAGGCCCCGACCGAGACCAGGACGCAAAACGUACAGGUACAGCGGACUCUACCGACCACCACCAAGGAGAAUGCUGGGAAGUCCUAUUAGGAAAUUUAGAAGCCGACUUUUCGCACGCAGACGGUGUGAAAAAAUAGCAAGAUCAGGCAGAUAUCGAGCAUACGCCUUACAAUAUGGCCGUUACUGUUAUGUUGCUCGGUUAACAAGUAGAAAGUUUACCAGAUAUGGACGCAGCGUAUCCAGGAGACCCAGUGCUCUUAAAGUCUUCAUAGGGACCAGUGGUACGUUUUCCAACAAAUACUAUGUGGGGCUUACUUUGUAACUAGAAGGUUAAGGAUUGUCAGAGAGAUUUAAUAAAAUAAGAUUUUAUCAAAAGAGACGAUCGAGCAAAAUUGGUGUACAGCUUUACAGACCACUAUGGAAGCUAACAUUGUUUACAAAAUCCAUUUGCUCAACUGAGCAAUUUUGCAACAAGGCCAACCUUUAAAACUAAGCUGUCACAGAUUAAGACCCCAUGAGCAGCUUAAAACGAGGAAAAUAUCACUUUUUACAUUCUAAGUGUUAUAGUUUAUCUCCUGGCUGAUUCAAUACUACCGCAAACUUGAGCAACGUCUUACACUGACCGUUUUCAGUUAGCAACUAGUAGCUAUUUUGCUGGUUCUAAUGCUGUACAUUAACUUGUGCAUCUGUUAUCUUUGUAUUUAGGAGGCAUUCUCAGACCUAGACCUCGAAUAAGACCUCGACCUCGAAUAAGGCCUCGACCCAGAAUUCGACCCAGACCUCGAAUCAGACCUCGACCUCGAAUAAGACCUCGACCUCGAAUCAGACCUCGACCCAGAAUUCGACCCAGACCUCGAAUCAGACCUCGUCCAAGGCCUCGGAUACCAGGUAUUUUUUGUCUUCUGCAACCUUGGCAGGUCAAACAUGGAAACCUAAACAGAUUCGUUUUUUCCUUCUCUUAGGAAGAAGAAGAGUUGUCCGCAAAUAUCUUGGAAGCUUCCGAGCUCCACCGAGACUGGGACGACCAGUGCGCACCUUCAGACGUCGAACAUACGUUGUGCGCUCGUGUUUCCGUUUAGCCCGAGCGCAAAGGGCAAGAGCUUUUGCCAUCCGAACAGGACGACGAGGAGUCAAGUGUUACUUGUCGAAAAUGACUUCGGUUAAAUUUACAAGACUCGGCAAAACUCGAUUUGGAGGCCUUAAGGUUUACGUUUUGAGAAGAGGUAAUUUACCAACAUUUAAUGUGUCAGCUAAAACAGUUUCUACGUUAAAACAAAUAACGUUUCCAUCAAGU